Molecule: messenger RNA, 1766 nt
Organism: Podarcis muralis (Common wall lizard)
Lineage: Eukaryota; Metazoa; Chordata; Lepidosauria; Squamata; Lacertidae
Gene: PLA2G10
Product: phospholipase A2 group X
Biological process (GO): arachidonate secretion; lipid catabolic process; phospholipid metabolic process
Molecular function (GO): phospholipid binding; calcium ion binding
Source: RefSeq, a predicted model, not a curated record
GCCAGCCACGUCGCUCGCGGCCAGCAGGAGCUGCAGCAGCGCCUCGACGGGACGCACGGCGGAACGCGCCAGCCACUUGCCUCGACGCCUUCCCCGCGAUCGCUGCUUGAUGGGCCCGGCGGGGCGACGCCCGGCGCUGCUGCUGCUGUGCUUGCUGCUCCUGCUGCGGACGGCUACAGGAAGCCCAUUGGGACAUGCUGCACCGCGGACCCGCCGGGGACUCAUCCAGCUCGCCGGGGCGAUCUUGUGCACCACACAGCGCUCGCCGUUUGCCUACAUGCGCUAUGGGUGCUACUGCGGUUUGGGAGGGACCGGCUAUCCCAGGGACAAAGCAGACUGGUGCUGCUUCCAACAUGACUGCUGCUACGGAGAAGCCGAGAAGGAGGGAUGCUCCCCCAAGUUGCAGAAGUACACCUGGGAGUGCGAGAACAACUCGGCCAAGUGUGAGGAUAUAGAAGACAAGUGCCAAAAAAUGGCUUGCGAAUGCGACCGCGAAGCAGCCAAGUGUCUGGCGAGCGCCCCCUACAAUUCCCAGUAUUUGUUCUGGCCAGAUACUUUAUGUGGGUCAUUCAACCCUCAAUGUGAAGAUGAUUAAGAAAGGGCGUCACUUGGGUCAGGCUUCACGGACAUGGGACGUUCCCCUCCUCGAGUCACUUCUCAAAAACAAAUCAAAGCGGCUCUAGAUUUCACCCAGCUUUGGAUGGGUAUUGUCUAGACACACACACACCGACUUCCAAAUAAUUUCAGCCAUUCUUCAAACAGGAAAUGUUUCCCCAAACAGAAGGGGAUAACAUGCUCCAACCCAGCUCCUUGGCCCAGGUGACCCAAGGCUGCCUACCUAACCUCGGUACAUCUCAUUUCAAUUCAGUAUGUGAUAUUCUCCUCUGGGUUAUAAGUCUGAAGUGUCGUCCAGAAAGGACUCAGCCCCCAGAGUAACCAUUUCCUUAUCUUGUAUACCCCAGGCAAAAGUUUGCUUGACCAUGAAACCUCAGACCAGCCUACCUCACGGGGCUGUUGUGAAGGGAAGAAGGGGGAGAGGGAGAAGAAGAAGGGUUUUUGGUAAAAAUGUCAUACUAAUAAUAAAUAUUAGAAAAAAAAUCUUCCGUUUUAAUUCUUAAAAAUGUUCAUAGGCAAAUCUGAAGAUCAUAUCAUUACAAACGCAGAGUCAAGUUUAAUUUAUAGGGGCACAUCAUUUAAAAUAAAGCUAAUCUUGGUUUUGGCAUACAUUUAACGAGUGGCAACAGGAGGCGUUCGUCUACGUACAGGGAAAAAGCCCACCGUCUCACAAUCAAUUGGUAUUUACGUGCAGAACAUCUUUCCCCUUUUUUUCUAAAAGAAAAAGUGGUAGCAGUUGGCAAGUAGAUCUAGUAAAUCAAUACAGCAACAGAAAUUACUUCAAAUUCACAAACAUGACCAGAGCUGUGUGUGUAAGGAAAAGGGGUCCUUGUCAGGAUCUGAGCCAUUUUUAGAAGGGUCAGGUGUCUCUUAAGGAUAUACAGCUGCUUAACGUGUAAAUGCAGGACUCGUUUUGCACGAAAAAGGAGCCUGACUGCUUCGAUUUCUCAUCAGGCUUCUUGUGCGGCAUGGCCAGAUACAAAGGUUGGCGCUUCGAUUAGUCCAAAAGCAAACGUUCUGAUUAUAGGGAAAUUAACUGUUCCUUCUCCACGAGGAAAAGCAGAAAAGCACCUCCCUUCACUUGUUGCCGCCGUCACAGCUUUGGAAAGGAAGACUUGCUGCAAAAGUAGGUGUGCCAUUAAAAAAAAAAA